GGCAACGCUAAGCCAUCCUCUGUGAUGUCAUCCUCCUGCAAGUGCACCACUGUGGGAUACAAGGUAUAUAAUAAGAGAGAUCCACACUACUUGCUCAUUCGUUAGUUUGUGCUCAACACGAAAACUUAGCAAGAUGCUUAAAUACGUGACAGUAUUGUGCGUGGUCGCCGCGCUGAGCGCAGGCGCACCCCAGCCCCAACAGAACCCUCAGGAAGUACAGAUCCUUCGUUUUGACAGCAAUGUUGAACCCGACGGCUACAAUUUCGCAUACGAAACAAGCGACGGAACAUCCCGUCAAGAGGAAGGCAAGAUCGACAACCCAGAAUCCGAAAACGCCGCUUUAACAGUCACUGGACAGUACGCAUAUGUCGCGCCUGACGGAAAACACUACACUGUUACAUUUACAGCAGGCCCUAACGGAUUCCAGCCCAAAACCUCCCUCGGACAAAAGUAAAUUUGAACCACUUUUGAGACGAUAUUUCUAGAUAAUUCAAGCGCAAUUUAAUAGUAUCGAAAAUUGAAUGAACGCCAUGUUUGUUUAAGAAUCAUCUUAAAUUGCUACUGUGUUAAUUAAGCUUUUGUGUAUGGUCCAUGUAAAUACUCUGAUAACAUUCAUCCCUAAUGAACAUUUUCCCGAUAGCUAUCCGCUUAUCGAUCUCAGCUGUAUUCUGUCUGAGCAUAAAGAAAGGGAAAUGCGAAUUUUAAGUUCUUGUGCCAUAAGAAUACCUUUUUUACUUUUAUAAUUUUGUAAAGACUCAUGUGAUAUUAAUAAAGUUUUUAAGAAAAUUAAAA
This is a messenger RNA of Amyelois transitella, 792 nucleotides long. It is a transcript of the gene CPR23, whose product is annotated as endocuticle structural glycoprotein ABD-5. The record is from RefSeq and is a predicted model, not a curated record. Bases 134 to 454 code for a protein of 106 amino acids. Gene Ontology annotation, cellular component: chitin-based extracellular matrix. NCBI's taxonomy places the organism in Eukaryota, Metazoa, Arthropoda, Insecta, Lepidoptera, Pyralidae. The transcript is spliced from 3 exons. Gene Ontology annotation, molecular function: structural constituent of chitin-based larval cuticle.